CCGUCUUCCCAUGCCGAAUUUGAACUGGUGCAUCGACGUUCGGGAUAUUCCCACAAUGCCACUUCAACGCCUCUGAGGUUCGUUUUAGGCUCCCUGUGCUUCACUUAGCUAGCGAUCCGCCACUACCCACCGAUCGUCGCGAACCACCUCUUGUUCCCGUGUCUCCCUAGAGCAAAGAGAGGCCCAACACAAAUGUAUCAACGAGAGGGCCACCCACUUCCCCGUUGCGAAGCAAAGUGACCACCACCGAGCAUUCCUCCCACGUUUGGUCGGCGUAGCCACGUCAGCGUUGUUUGCGGCCCCUAUCUUCACGCCUCACGGGAGGAGAACUCCCUGCGGAUAGCGACUUUGACUUCCCAGCACAAAACCCAACCGGCGAUACUCAGUCACUGCUCAGCACUACUACGAUCCUCGUGGUCGAGUCUUGAUCGAGUCAUAAGUCCAGUCUUAGUCGAUCUCGAUACCAGCACCCAGCGCUUUACCUAGCUAAGAGUCUCUACUAAUCAGCAGGACUCCAUGGCGUUUACUUCCCACUGUCGUCGGUCGGCGUUUAGUUGUCACUGUCGUCGGUCGUUUCCUCUACGAGCCAUCGUCGCACUCGUCCUCUUCGCCGCGGUCUCCAGCAUCGCCUGCGCCCGGCCGCACAGACGACUCCUCAAAUGGCGCAUGCGCACAGAUGACGACCUGCUGCUGCGCGGAGCGAUGCCGCAAGGAAUCGCGCAAGUCAUCGACUCGAGUGUUAGCGACCCUGGCCCCCCUCCUCCGUAUACCGUAAAACCCGCCACUUCCGCCGACUCCGCGUCCUCCGCUGCCCCCUCCGCCACUUCUUCCGCCUCCCCCGCUUCCGCUCCCGCCGCUUCCCCAGAGGCGGUGAGCCAGAUGAUCGUAUCAGCACUCCGCGGGUCACCUUCCGCCUCCGCGGCUUUCCCCCCGCGCGGCUCCCCUUCCUUCCACAACAUUGACCCGCAUUGGGAUGAUACCGAGGUUUCGAGCGUGUGCAGUCCCGAUACAAAGUACUGCGGCGUUAUGUAUAAGCCGAUUUCAGUGUACCUUUUGUGGUACGGCAAGUUUACAGAAUCUCAGAAGCAGAUCAUCCGCACGUUUAUCGAGUCACUCAAUAACAGCAACGACACCGACGCUACAGUUCCCAGCUGGUGGAACGUCAACCGCUUAUACUACGACGCUUUGGGCAACCACAUUUCCGCAUUUGUGACUCUAAAGGGGGAGCUCGAUGACGCGGAUUACUCCAAGGGCCGCACCUUGCUAAGCACCGACGUGGCGAACCUCAUUUCGUCCGCGGUUACCAGCAAGCGUUUCGCCAACGACCCCAAUGGCGUGUACUUCGUUCUGGGAGACACGUCGGUGGCUCAAGAGGACGAUACUACGCCCGAGCGGUCUGCGUUUUGCAACAACUACUGCGGCUGGCACUUCUACACGCGGGAUCAGCUGGAGCUCCCCAUCGCCUUCGUCGGCAAUGCCGUCACCAGGUGUCCCAAGCGAUGCAUCCCUCCCCAUCUCAACCGGCCCGGAGCCGUGUCCCCCAACGGCGACCUGGGCAUGGACGGCAUGGUCUCGGUGUUGGCACAUGAACUCGCAGAGGCCACCAGCAGCCCCUUCCUCGCCACGUGGUUCGACGCCCAGGGCGACGAGAACGCUGAUAUUUGCUCUAACGAGUACGGGGAUGUGAAGCGGGAUGCGGCUACUGGAGCGAUGUAUAAUAUGGUCGGGGUGAGAGGGUCGCGGUUUAUAGUGCAAGCGAAUCUGGACCCUGUAAGGGGGGCGUGCUCGAUCGAGGCGGACGGGCCUGGAGCGGAUGUUCUGACGAGUGAGGACUUGUGAAAGGAGGUUGUGUGAGUGUGGAGGAGUGUGGAGGACGAGAGGAUGCGACGAGCUUCACGCCAAGACGGCUCCAAUCAGAUACGGACCGUCGACGGAGACACACGGCACAGAUCACCUCGUCACCCUGCCACCCUCCCUCCCUUCCUGCAACCCCCCUGCACCCAUUGCACUGCAUUGCACCCCUCUCUUCUCCCUCCAUUGGCAAACAAGACUUCCCAAAUAACAGGCUCUCAACUCUAGCGUAAGCCACCUGUUCCAACUGCAAGCCCUCCCUCUCCUCCCUCACCUCUCUCGCCUCCCUCUAGGGCUUGCUCUUCAGACGCUGUGGCAAGGCAGCGCGUUUCCCUAAAAAGAUGACCAAAAAAGGUGACCAAAAAAGCAGCGGCUACAAUAUAAGGCGGUACAAGGUCUCUCGGGAGGCCGCGGGUGUACUAGUUGGCAUCAUUGCUAAUGGUGGCCUUGGAUAGGCUGAGGAGGGGAUGGGGGUGCCUAACCUGAGACCUUUUACCGCCUUAUAUGGGAUAUUCUUAAGGAAACGGAUAUUUGAAAUACCUUGUUGGUACAUCUUAUAGUUUAUUGCAAUGAAUAUCAUUGUUGAGA
Molecule: messenger RNA, 2439 nt
Organism: Closterium sp. NIES-67
Lineage: Eukaryota; Viridiplantae; Streptophyta; Zygnematophyceae; Desmidiales; Closteriaceae
Source: the annotation of a GenBank genome assembly